AUGUCUGAAUACGCAAGCCCAGUGGUCCUUGUUAAAAAAGGGGGUGAAUAUAGGCUAUGCAUAGAUUAUAGAGCACUGAACUCGCGUACUGUUAAGGAUCGAUAUCCACUACCUCAUAUGGAAGAUCAGGUUACUCGCUUAUCUGGAAAAUCAUUAUUUACCACACUAGAUCUUGCACAGGGCUAUUACCAAGUCAGAAUCUCUGAUGAUUCUAUUCACAAAACCGCAUUUGUUACACCCUAUGAGUUCCUGAAAAUUCCAUUUGCCCUGGCUAAUGCUCCAGCAGUAUUUUCACGUCUUAUAAUAAUUGUUUUAGGUCGGUUAGGUAAUGACGUGGCAACAUAUCUUGAUGACGUCAUGCUGCCAACGGUAUCUGUUGAUGAUGGGUUGAAGUUGCUAGAAAGUGUCUUACAACUAUUGUCGGAAGCUAAUUUAAAACUGAAUUUAAGUAAAUGUUCAUUUUUAAAGAAAAGCGCUAACUAUUUAGGGCAUGAUAUUACUGCGGGCACGAUACGACCGGGACAAGAUAAGAUUCGUUGUGUAGCUGAAUAUAAGAAUCCACGAAAUGUGCAUGAGAUCCGACAAUUUAUCGGUUUGACUUCAUACUUUAGGAAAUUCAUUCGUGGGUUUGCAGAAAUAGCUAGACCCCUCACACAACUUACUAAAAAGAACAUAGAAUGGAAUUGGGGCCCGGACCAAGAAAGUGCUUUUCAAACUCGUAAAGAACGUAUUGUGGUAAGACCGGUUUUAGGGAUAUAUGACAGACGUGCACGUACUGAGCUCCAUACAGAUGCGAGUAAGCUAGGGUUAGGUGGUAUCCUUAUGCAAUAUCAAACCGAUACUAGCCUGAAACCAAUUGCCUAUUUUAGUAGGGUCACGUCUAAGGAAGAACAAUUUUAUCAUAGCUAUGAGCUAGAGACAUUAGCCGUUGUAGAAUCCUUAAAAAAUUUUCGAAUCUACCUCGUAGGAAUUCCCGUAACUAUAGUGACAGACUGUGCGGCAUUACGAACAACUAUAGUUAAAAAAGACCUUAUUCCCCGCAUAGCCCGCCGGUGGCUUUCCAUCCAAGAUUAUGACUUGCAGAUUGAGUACCGUUCUGGUGGCCGAAUGAGGCACGUAGAUGCUUUGAGUAGAAAUCCGCCAUCGAGUACAAUUUUACUGAUAGAAGACUCUGAUUGGCUAGUGACAUUACAGUUACAGGACGAAAACAUUCAGAUGAUUUUGACUCAAUUACGAAAUGGUACAGACAAUAGAGAUAUUACUAGUAAUUAUAAAAUAAAGGAUGAUCUUCUUUAUAGGAAAACUCUAAAUUAG
This is a messenger RNA of Parnassius mnemosyne (clouded apollo), 1314 nucleotides long. NCBI's taxonomy places the organism in Eukaryota, Metazoa, Arthropoda, Insecta, Lepidoptera, Papilionidae. The record is from the annotation of a GenBank genome assembly.